Rhinopithecus roxellana (golden snub-nosed monkey) is the source of this 2733-nucleotide messenger RNA. RefSeq names its product cerebellin 2 precursor (gene CBLN2). Bases 554 to 1228 code for a protein of 224 amino acids. The transcript is spliced from 5 exons. The record is from RefSeq and is a predicted model, not a curated record. Gene Ontology annotation, molecular function: protein binding. Lineage: Eukaryota; Metazoa; Chordata; Mammalia; Primates; Cercopithecidae.
AGCCCGAGGUCCAGAGGAGCAGAUACACAGACCCGGACCAGAGGGAACCGGACAGUUCCCCAACUGGGGACUCUGGAACCACAGCAUCUAAAUCAUCAAAUUCUCAAGCUUUUUUUUCCUCUCUUCGUCCCAGCCAUCCCAAUCGUCUUCUUCUUCUUUUUUUUAACUUAUUGUUUUUUUCGCCCCUUUCAUUAUGAAAGUGGUCACACCAUUCAAGAUUAAGACUUGGAGGGAAUUGGGGAAAGAAAAGAAAGAAUCUAAAAGAAGAGAAGCGACCGGUGCUUUUAAGGGUGCCUAAUUUUCAAAAGAGACGUCUGGCAGGAUUUUGCUCUGGGCGUUUGGAGCAACUUCGCUGACAGCGGAGCUCGCCCAGCAUGGAUGUUCCAGGUCCACGGGCGCCUUUCUUCUGAGAACGACCCUGGCCUUGACCGUCAGAGCGGGGGACAAAGGCCCGCGGAGGCUGCUGCGGGCCCCGCGCGUUCCUGCGCGCCCUUCCGCGCCGCUCGCGCCCCCGCAGGCCUCCGCCCCUGCGCGCCGCCUCCCACCAGCCCCGAUGCAGGCGCCGGGCCAGGGGCUCCUCGGGCUGCGGCUGACGAUGCCCUGGCGCCGGGGGGCGCUGCGCGAGCCGGGCGGCUGCGGAUCCUGCCUGGGGGUGGCGCUGGCCCUGCUGCUGCUGCUGCUGCCCGCCUGCUGCCCCGUGCGGGCGCAGAACGACACGGAGCCCAUCGUGCUGGAGGGCAAGUGCCUGGUGGUGUGCGACUCCAGCCCGUCGGCGGACGGCGCCGUCACCUCCUCCCUGGGCAUCUCCGUGCGCUCCGGCAGCGCCAAGGUGGCCUUCUCCGCCACGCGGAGCACCAACCACGAGCCGUCCGAGAUGAGCAACCGCACCAUGACCAUCUAUUUCGACCAGGUAUUAGUAAAUAUUGGCAACCACUUUGAUCUUGCCUCCAGUAUAUUUGUAGCACCGAGAAAAGGGAUUUAUAGCUUCAGCUUCCACGUGGUCAAAGUGUACAACAGACAAACCAUCCAGGUCAGUUUAAUGCAGAAUGGCUACCCAGUGAUCUCGGCCUUUGCAGGAGACCAGGAUGUCACCAGAGAAGCUGCUAGCAAUGGCGUGCUGCUGCUCAUGGAAAGGGAAGACAAAGUGCAUCUCAAACUUGAGAGAGGCAACCUCAUGGGGGGUUGGAAAUACUCCACAUUCUCGGGCUUCUUGGUGUUUCCUCUAUAAACACAGAGCCCCCUAGAUGGUGGGGGAAUGGCAAUCUGGACCCAGGAAUCCACCCUUUAAAACCCCCUGAACUUGCUGGAAUGGGGACACCUCGUUUCCAACCUCCGUCAGACUGUUGCUGUAGAAGAAUGAUUUCCUUUGAAACCUCCAGUACUUUUGUUUUUGUUUUUUGGAAUAUUGACAAUUCCUCGGGAACCUGGCCUCUAAUUAGUUUUAGAUGACAAGGUCUUAAGGAGAAAUGAAAUGAUCGAUUUGAGCAAUUUGUACCUGUGAUUGCAAAGUCAAUAUCGGAUUUUAUUGUUGGGACCGUGGACCUCUUUUGUGUGUAUGUUAUAUUGUUGUCCCAAUGGAAGGAGAGCUCCUGACUCCAGGAUGGACUGCAGGUUGCAGUCAGGGCUUGAAGCAGGAGCCCAAGAAAGAACCACCUGCCGGACGGUCCUUGACAUGUGUUCUGUGUGCGUCUGUAUAGCCUUAAGAAAAAGAAUGGCUUCACUUUCAUUCUGUAUUCUUCCCCCCACCGUGUGGAUGGGAGGACUUGGGAGGGGGAUGGGGACAUUGUGAACCUGUCAAGAAGUGCUUUAUCCAGAGAAGCAAGUUUUGCACGAUUGGACUGCAGCUUUUGUUUUGUAUUGUUUGUGUUUUUUCUUGAAUAGCUUUACUUUUCUUUCCACACUCAGCUCUCCCUCCUCAACCCCACUUUUAUUUUUCUUGCUGGGAUUGGGGAGAGAAAAUAUGUGUUGAAUUCCUGGAUAAGACCAAACAAAACAAAACAUUAAAAUACCUGUAUGUUUUGUUUUAGACGAGACCAAACCAAACAAAAAGAAUCUGUUUAUCAAAGUAAAAAUAACACAAUGUACAAUUCUGCUUAUUCUCUCAAAGAGAUUCUAAGAUGCACCUUUAGAACUAUUAGUAGCAACCUGGAUUUUUUUUAAAAUUUAUACUUCAGAAUCCUUUAAGAACCUGGUGUUCCUGGGUGGUCCUGAAUGGUAUAAGUUGGGAAUGGAAGCUGUAAUGACCAAGUCCCCUAAACAUACUGCUUCUUUGCCACGUGUGCUGUGACUUCUCAGCGGGUGUUUUAAUUUAUUUGGAUCCACCUCUGAGUGAGCGCACAGUGAUCAGGUGCUUCGAAGCCAACAGACCAGCUCCUCUUCCUCCGGAUCCUCUUUUGAUCUGCCCAGGAAAGGGAUGCCCUGACACUCUCCUGCAUGCACCUGGCGAGAAGCCACCUGGAAGUCACUGUGGUUAAAGAUACUGGUGGAGGUACCCCAGGAGCACUGUUACAAAUCCUUCUUGUUUUGGCACCUCUUACAACAACAUUAUUAAGACACAGCUGAGAGUUGAUGGGUGUGUAAUUCAUAUGCCAAGGAAAUGUCACUAAUCCCAAAGCAAUCAAAGAGGAGACCUCAAACCAGAUGUUAAUUUGUUCUUUGUGUAACAAUGUAACCAAAAUAUUGAUGAUAAAAGUCAUAAUUUAAGAUUCAGAAUAAAUGGGUUUGAUGUCUGGC